This is a messenger RNA of Neomonachus schauinslandi (Hawaiian monk seal), 2121 nucleotides long. It is a transcript of the gene EFEMP1, whose product is annotated as EGF containing fibulin extracellular matrix protein 1. The transcript has 12 exons. Bases 148 to 1656 code for a protein of 502 amino acids. Gene Ontology annotation, molecular function: calcium ion binding. NCBI's taxonomy places the organism in Eukaryota, Metazoa, Chordata, Mammalia, Carnivora, Phocidae. The record is from RefSeq and is a predicted model, not a curated record.
GCGGCCGCUGCCAGACCUCGCCAGUUCAGACCCACCGGGCUGCCCUCCCCUGCACUCUCCCCUUGCUGCCCAGGCCCGGAGAGCAGCGCAGCCGCGCAGGUAUUUCUGCUGAGCUGUGCAAGGAACUUCACUAGCCGGAGAUUCACGAUGUUGAAAGCCCUUUUCCUAACUAUGCUGACUCUGGCGCUGGUCGAGUCACAGGACACCGAAGAAACCAUCACGUACACGCAAUGCACAGAUGGAUAUGAGUGGGAUCCUGUAAGACAGCAGUGCAAAGAUAUUGAUGAAUGUGACAUUGUUCCAGACGCUUGCAAAGGUGGAAUGAAAUGUGUCAACCAUUAUGGAGGAUACCUCUGCCUUCCUAAAACAGCCCAGAUUAUUGUCAAUAAUGAACAACCUCAGCAAGAAACACCCGCCGCGGAAGGCGUGGGUGCAGCGGCCAAUGCAGCUGCCACGUCGGGGACAGGCGCUGGGGGCGUGGCGGCCACCGGCAUGGCAGCCAGUGGAGUGAUGCCCGGGGGCGGCUUCGUUGCCAGUGCAGCUGCGGUGGCAGGCCCGGAAGUGCAGACUGGCCGAAAUAACUUUGUCAUCCGGCGGAACCCAGCGGACGCUCAGCGCAUCCCUGCCAACCCUUCUCACCGGAUCCAGUGUGCAACAGGCUACGAACAGAGUGAGCAUAACGUGUGCCAAGACAUAGACGAGUGCACUGCAGGGACUCACAACUGUAGAGCCGACCAAGUGUGCAUCAAUUUACGAGGCUCCUUCGCCUGUCAGUGCCCUCCAGGGUAUCAGAAGCGAGGAGAGCAGUGUGUAGACAUAGAUGAAUGCACAAUCCCUCCAUAUUGCCACCAAAGAUGCGUGAAUACACCGGGAUCAUUUUAUUGCCAGUGCAGUCCUGGGUUUCAGUUGGCCGCAAACAACUAUACCUGUGUAGAUAUAAAUGAAUGUGACGCUAGCAAUCAAUGUGCUCAGCAAUGCUACAAUAUUCUCGGUUCAUUCAUCUGUCAGUGCAAUCAAGGAUAUGAGCUGAGCAGUGACCGGCUCAACUGUGAAGACAUUGAUGAAUGCAGAACCUCAAGCUACCUGUGUCAGUAUCAAUGUGUCAAUGAACCUGGGAAAUUCUCGUGUAUGUGUCCCCAGGGAUACCAAGUGGUGAGAAGUAGAACCUGUCAGGAUAUAAAUGAGUGUGAGACCACAAAUGAAUGUCGGGAAGAUGAAAUGUGUUGGAAUUAUCAUGGCGGCUUCCGUUGUUACCCACGAAAUCCUUGUCAAGAUCCCUAUGUUCUAACAUCAGAGAACCGAUGUGUUUGCCCAGUCUCAAGUGCAGUGUGCCGAGAACUUCCCCAGUCUAUAGUCUACAAGUACAUGAGCAUCCGAUCCGAUAGGUCUGUGCCAUCAGACAUCUUCCAGAUACAGGCCACAACCAUUUAUGCCAACACUAUCAAUACUUUUCGGAUUAAAUCUGGAAAUGAAAAUGGAGAGUUCUACCUAAGACAAACAAGUCCUGUAAGUGCAAUGCUUGUGCUGGUGAAGUCGCUAUCAGGACCAAGAGAAUAUAUCGUGGACCUGGAGAUGCUAACAGUCAACAGUAUAGGAACCUUCCGCACAAGCUCAGUGUUAAGAUUGACAAUAAUAGUGGGGCCAUUUUCAUUUUAGUCUUUUAAAAGAGUCCACUAUAGGCAUUUAAAUCAGCCAAAGAAUAUUGAUACCAUAAAGCACUAUUUUAUUUAUAGACGUAUCUAGUACAUCUACAUCUAUAUGCUGUACACUCACCAAUAAUUCAAACAAUUACACCAUGGUAUAAAGUGGGCAUUUAAUCUGUAAAGAUUCAAAGUUUGUCUUUAUUACUUUAUGUAAAUUAGACAUUAAUCCACUAAACUGGUCUUCUUCAAGAGAGCUAAGCAUACUCUAUUCAAUGAAACUUGGAUUCUUUUCUGUAAAAGUGGGACAAAGCAAUGAUUAUCUUCUGUGGUGCUUAAGGGAACUUACUACAGCUCCACUGACAGUCUCGUAAGGAGGCAACCAUCAUAACAUUGAACAGCAUGCAAGUUCAAGAAUGAAUUUUUUAACUGCUUUGUAAGAAAAUGGAAAAAGUCAAUAAAGAUAUAUUUCUUUAGAAAA